GAAUGCAUGUUUUGUUUUAUUUUUAUUUCAUUUUUUGUAUUUUAUUUUAUUUUAUUUUAUUCACUACAUGUAAAUGUUUGUCUCAUACUGUCCACUGUGAGGUCCUGUAACCAAAACCAAAUUCCUUGUAUGUGUAAGCAAACCUGGCCAAUAAAGCUCGAUUCUGGUUCUGGUUCUGAUUCUGAAGACUCUACAUUCGCACACGGGACGUUACUAGUUUGAGUCAGGCAGACACGACGGGUACCAAAUGGUCCUUGGGGUGCAGGCUGAGCCGGGGAGCGUAUGACAGCACAGCACCGGCGUGACUUUGAGCCGGUCAGCCGGGGGAAGCGUGCAGUUUCAGCCCCAACACGCCAUCAAAAUGCGGUUACUGACAGCAGCGCUGGCCCUGAGCCGAAACAACCUCCCGAAACCGACAAAUGUUCUGGUCAGCAGCUGCCGGACAUGUUCCUCCGGCAUCACCCCGAACGAGAGGAUCCGGAACAUCGGCAUCUCCGCGCACAUCGACUCCGGGAAGACCACCUUAACCGAGCGGGUGCUUUACUACACCGGCAGAAUAGCAGAGAUGCAUGAAGUAAGGGGCAAGGACGGAGUCGGGGCCGUCAUGGACUCCAUGGAGCUGGAGAGACAGAGAGGAAUCACCAUCCAGUCAGCUGCGACCUACACAAUGUGGAAACAGCACAAUAUCAACAUCAUUGAUACACCAGGUCACGUGGACUUCACCAUCGAGGUGGAGAGGUCUCUGCGAGUUCUGGACGGGGCCGUGCUGGUCCUGUGUGCCGUCGGAGGGGUGCAGUGUCAGACCUUGACCGUCAACAGGCAGAUGAAGCGCUACGGCGUGCCUCACCUCACCUUCAUCAACAAGCUGGACCGCAUGGGAGCGAACCCCUCCCGGGCGCUGCAGCAGCUGAGGACGAAACUGAAUCAUAACACAGCAUUCGUCAACAUCCCUAUCGGACUCGAGGGCAACCUGUGCGGCAUCAUUGACCUAAUUGAGGAACGGAGCAUCUACUUUGAGGGUCCUUGUGGUCAGAAUAUCCGUUUCGAUGAGAUCCCGGCUGAGAUGCGAACAGAAGCGGCCGAGCGCAGGCAGGAGCUGGUGGAGUGUGUGGCCAAUGCCGAUGAAACGUUGGGAGAGAUCUUUCUGGAAGAGAGAGUCCCCACCGUGGACGACCUAAAGGCGGCUAUACGCAGGACGACCAUCCAGCGCUCCUUCUCCCCGGUGCUGGUGGGCAGCGCUCUGAAGAACAAAGGGGUUCAGCCCCUGCUGGACGCUGUGCUGGACUACCUGCCCAACCCCAGCGAGGUCAACAACUAUGCCAUCCACAACGACGAGGAAUCGAGUGAUAGCAGCAAGGUUCUGAUGGAUUCUACAAGAGAUGCUACUAAACCGUAUGUGGGUUUGGCCUUCAAACUAGAGGCUGGACGCUUUGGUCAGCUGACCUACGUGCGCGUGUACCAGGGCUGUCUGAAGAAAGGCGAGUACAUUUACAACACCCGCACGGGCAAGAGAGUGCGUGUCCAGAGGCUGGUGCGCCUCCACGCAGACCAGAUGGAGGAUGUGGAGGAGGUGUAUGCUGGCGAUAUCUGCGCCCUGUUUGGAAUCGACUGUGCCAGUGGAGACACCUUCACUGCUCGCACAAGCGCCAACCUCUCCAUGGAGUCCAUCCAUGUCCCUGACCCAGUCAUCUCCAUGGCUAUUAAACCAGCCAACAAGAAUGACACCGAUAAGUUCUCCAAAGGCAUCAGCCGCUUCACCAGAGAAGACCCCACUUUCAGGGUCCACUUUGACACAGAGAGCAAGGAGACCAUUAUCUCAGGGAUGGGGGAGCUGCAUCUGGAGAUCUACUCACAGAGGAUGGAAAGGGAGUAUAACUGUCCGUGUGUGAUGGGGAAGCCUAAAGUGGCCUUCAGGGAGACGGUGACCAGCCCUGUGCCAUUUGACUUCACCCACAAGAAGCAGUCUGGGGGGUCAGGGCAGUAUGGUAAAGUGGUGGGAGUCCUGGAACCCCUGGAUCCAGAAAAUUACACCAAAGUUGAAUUUGAAGACCAGACCAUCGGCACAAACGUACCCAAGCAGUUUGUACCAGCUGUCGAGAAGGGUUUCAGGGAUGCCUGUGAGAAGGGACCCCUAACAGGUCAUAAGAUAUCUGGCGUACGUUUCGUGUUGGAGGACGGUGCGCAUCACAUGGUGGACUCCAACGAGAUCUCCUUCAUCCGAGCCGGAGAGGGAGCUAUGAAACAAGCCAUGGAGAACGCCAAUGCGGUCAUUCUGGAGCCGAUCAUGUCCGUGGAAAUCGUCGCUCCCAAUGAAUUCCAGGGGGCAGUCAUUGCUGGAGUCAACCGUCGCCAUGGUGUCAUUACAGGGCAGGAUGGAGCAGAGGGAUACUUCACACUGUAUGCUGAUAUUCCUCUCAACGACAUGUUUGGAUAUUCCACAGAGCUGCGCUCCUGCACUGAGGGAAAAGGAGAGUACACAAUGGAGUACAGCAGGUAUCAGCCCUGCCUGCCGUCUGUACAGGAGGAGCUUGUUAAUAAAUACCUGGAGGCAACAGGUCAACUGCCUGCGAAGAAGGGCAAAUGGAAGAACUGAGCAACAACAAACACACAAAUCUCUUUCAAAAUGGUCAUUUGAGUAAUUUAUGUAUAUUUUUAAGCUCUUGCUGCGCUGUUGGAGAGUUCAGGGAAAGCUCAAAGGACGGCUUUGAGCGUGUACAGAUGGUUUUGUACUAUGUACAGCAUAUGUGUCUGGUUCAUAAUUAAAAUGUCAACAAUCUU
This is a messenger RNA of Colossoma macropomum (tambaqui), 2778 nucleotides long. It is a transcript of the gene gfm1, whose product is annotated as G elongation factor, mitochondrial 1. Bases 362 to 2593 code for a protein of 743 amino acids. Gene Ontology annotation, biological process: mitochondrial translational elongation. Gene Ontology annotation, molecular function: translation elongation factor activity; GTPase activity; GTP binding. Gene Ontology annotation, cellular component: mitochondrion. The transcript is spliced from 18 exons. NCBI's taxonomy places the organism in Eukaryota, Metazoa, Chordata, Actinopteri, Characiformes, Serrasalmidae. The record is from RefSeq and is a predicted model, not a curated record.